Anopheles darlingi is the source of this 1902-nucleotide messenger RNA. RefSeq names its product dynein axonemal intermediate chain 4. Gene Ontology annotation, cellular component: axonemal dynein complex. Gene Ontology annotation, molecular function: dynein light chain binding; dynein heavy chain binding. Gene Ontology annotation, biological process: cilium movement. The record is from RefSeq and is a predicted model, not a curated record. NCBI's taxonomy places the organism in Eukaryota, Metazoa, Arthropoda, Insecta, Diptera, Culicidae. The transcript has 3 exons.
AUGGAUGACGCAGGAGCAGCACCGAAUGCGGCAGACAAGGCGGACGGAUUCGACGGGCUGGACCAUCAGCCCAACUUCGAGGGUGUGUUCGAUCGGCGCAGCCCAACGCUCGGUGCGGACACCAAAACCUACCACGUCAAGAUCCGGCUCACCGAAACCGACGACAUCGUACUGUACGAAAGCCCCAGCCACGUCGUGUCCCAGGAUGCAGAGGAAGCGGCCCUCGUACUGGAGCAAAACCGUGCCUUCGAAACGCGCCCACGAGCCCGCCGUACGGCCGACGCCGAAGCGCAAACGCGCGAUCUUCCCUGCAAGUCCCGCUCGGUCAACACCGAAUGCAUCCAGCGGCAGGACGUGGCCUCGUUCGUGUCCAACUACGACAUGUACGACACCUACAACGAUCUCGAACGGCACACCAAAGAGAUCAAUGUGGCCGAAUCGUCGGCCAAGCUGGAGAUUACGACGUACUCUCGCGAAGGCAUGGAGGACAUCGAUGACCGGCUGAACCGCAACCCAAACUUCCACCUUUCCUCCAUGAUCCUGCAACGGUUACUGGCGGGGAAUGUGUACCGGGAGCAGCAGAUCCGGUUCCGCAACAUGUACCCACCGGAUCCGUGCCGGGUGGACGUGCAGUAUCUGUACCGAUUGGAGACACUCUGGCGCUACCGGACGGUCGAGACGCUCGGGAAGGCAGUCGCGUGCGCUUCCUGGUGUCCAGCGAACGGUGACAUCGUGGCCAUCGCAUACGGCAUCUAUGGCCACACGGUAAGCGAAGACCGUGGCACCGGGUACGUGUACGUGUGGAACAUCAAGAAUCCCGUCAAUCCGGAGCGUCGCUACCGGUUCGAUUGUCCGGUGACGUGCGUUGCCUUCUCGCACCGUACACCGCAGCUACUGGCAGUUGGACUGUUCGAUGGUAAGGUGCAAAUCCGUGACAUUACCGAUGCUACGCCAACGCCGCUGGCCGUAUCCGAACGGGACAAGUUCCCGAUCUACCAACCGAUCUGGGACCUCCGGUGGGUCGAGUUCGAUAACGAGGGUAAGGACGAGGUGAUUGCGGUGUCACAGAGCGGUUGGAUCAUGAAGUACACGCUCACGAUCGGGGAGUAUCUGUUGACGUACCCGUUGCUACGGUUGGACCGUGUUGAGGGCAAGAUCGAGGGCACUGCUGGUGGUGGUUCGGUUGGUGAUGGCGAAGAACAGUCCGUGGCACCACCGCUCAUGCCCAUCCAGUCCGAUCUGCAUCCACAAGCACUCUGCAUUACGAUCCAUCCGGUGCACAAGGACAAGUACUACGUCGGUACGGACGAGGGAGCGGUCCAUUGGUGUAGCAUCAACGAUCCGUUUCAGCAUCUGGGCGUAUGGCAGAUGCACAACCGGGGCAUCUUCUGCAUCGAACACUCACCGUGGAGUCCCAAGAUCUUCCUCACCUGCAGCGGUGAUUGGAGUGUGCGAGUUUGGAUCGAGGACCUUACCGAACCGGUCGUGACGCUGACGGCGGGCUUUGCGCCGAUCCAGGCCGCGUACUGGUCACCCACCAACAGUACGGUCAUUGCGAGCGUUACCCGGCAUGCGGUGCAGCUGUGGGAUUUGAAGCGUCGCAGUCCGAAGCCAGCUUCGGAGACGGCGCUCGGUGGGUUGACGACACCGUUGACCAUCAUACGGUUCAGUAACUGUGGCCGCACCCUGCUCGUCGGCGAUGGUGAAGGUAAUGCGCAUGUGUGCGCCCUCGAGGAUAUGCCGUUUCCGCCACAUUUUCAGUACCGCGAGCUGCAGGCGGCCAUCUAUGGGAAGCUCGUUACGAAACCGGACCUCCUGGCGCGCGUCCGCCGGAUGGGCUAUCUGGGUUAUUAAGGUUCAGGUGCGCGUCGUCCAGAUGCCUACGAUGCGACGAUGAUCUAG